AGUGUUCAUCCGAAAAUAAUAUUGGCGAAUUUCAAUGCAGUUGCAAUAUAAUUGCGAAUUUGGGGUAAUUUUUGCCGCUUUAAUUGCACUUAAAGAAGCUUCGUAUUUUAUGCGUUUUCACCCAAAGGCAGAGAACUUCCAAGAUGAUCGUGGUGGGUGCGAAUAAUUUCACUGGAUGUUGAACAUAUAUGUAGUCUCCUCCGUGUUGGAAUAUUUUACUCCACAUUCAAUAAAACCAACUAGUCCCCUGCAAUAUCUUCAGUCUGUGUUUGGCUUUUGAACAGUGCGGAUGUGCCUUAAGUUAGUGUUUCGCGGUGUAACGUGAUUUUGUUCUUACGUGCAGACAUAAGAAAUAAUAGUUGUAAAUUGAAAACUACUCGUAGUGAAGUGUACUAAGUAAAACAGUUCAGUUUAUUGAUAACUUUGAAACGUUCAUGUGUAAAUUUUAUGUUUAAACUUAGCGUAAAAAACAUUAAGGAAUAAAUAAACUAUAAAUUGGGUGAAUAUCUUGUCAUGUUUCACAAUGAAAGUAUUAUAAUAAUAUCCAGAAAAUUCACAAAAAAUGCUGCAGAGAAGUUAAUUAUGCUGUUAGUGAGUUAAACACGAACAUAAUUUUUGUGUGUGACCAAAAAGUGCAUUCUCUACAACCCAAAAGACACAAGAGGAUGAUUUUCAGAUGCAGAGAUCAAUUUUCCAUACGUGAUAAAUUGUGAGAAAAAGACGAGAAACUGUCACAAAAAUUUUGUGACAAUGACUAAUUUAAAUCGAAUACGUGUUGUGGUUCUGGGCAGCUCAAAAACGGGAAAGACAGCUGUGACAGUUCGUUACCUAACAAAACGCUACAUCGGCGAGUACAGUUCAACAAGUGAUUUCCUUUAUCGACAUUCGAUUACAUUUGAUAAUGUUACAACAGAGGUUGAAAUAAUGGACACAUCGAAAUGUUCCAAAGCCGGCUGUUUGUAUGAACAUCUGAGAUGGGGCGAUGCUUUCGUUGUGGUCUACUCAAUUUGUGAUAAAUCUAGCUUCCUGGAAGCUGAGGAGUAUCUUUCGCAAUUGGCUAAACUUAAGAUGCCCUCGUACUACUACACUACACUCCUGCUUGGAAAUAAACGAGAUCUAGAUCACACUAGAAAAGUGUCCGUAGACGAUGGACAUGAGCUCUCCUUACAAUAUUCCUGCCUAUUUUACGAAGUAUCAGCUGCUGAAAGUUUUGCAGGAGUGAGCCUAGCCUUUCAAUCCGUCCUACGAGAGGCAAGAUCCGUCCAACUCCUCAAGACACUUCCAAUCAGACGGAAACUCGGGGUUAACAGUGUCUCCAAGGUUUUGGGGAAUAUCUUUGGCAAGAACAGCAGCAAAGACAGGAAAAAACGACCAUCCCUGAGUAUAUGAAAAAUUUCUGCCGUUUGUGUGAUAAAAUUUAGUAAAGUAAACAUUUGUAUACUAUAAUUUAUGAGAAAGGCAAAAUGAUGCAUUUCAUACUGAAAAGCUUUUGUAUUUUUUUAAAAAGUUAGUUUUUCACUGUAAAUUUUUUUUUUUGCGUACAAAAAGAAAACCAUCCUACUAAAGUAAAAAUUUAUCUGUAUACGUCUAAAUGUAAGUAAAUUAGUUCUAAGUAAUAACUUACCAAUCAGAGAAUGAGAUAAAUUCAGAAGAUUGUUGAAAAUGUCAUUCCCAAAUUCAUGUCAUUCUCUCCAAAAAAAAAAAUUCCUCAAUUUGGCUAAGCAAUUUUGUAGAGAAAAAAACAAACGUUGGAAUAAAAAAAAAACAUUUUUUACCAAUUUAC
Molecule: messenger RNA, 1783 nt
Organism: Phlebotomus papatasi
Lineage: Eukaryota; Metazoa; Arthropoda; Insecta; Diptera; Psychodidae
Product: ras-related and estrogen-regulated growth inhibitor-like protein
Exons: 7
Coding region: 751-1389 (212 amino acids)
Molecular function (GO): GTP binding; GTPase activity
Source: RefSeq, a predicted model, not a curated record